CAAUGAUGGGUACAUUUCUAUUGAUCAAUCUGUCUCAAAGCCGAAUGUGGCCAAAACAUGCAAGCAGUAAUACCUACUCAACCUUCUGUACUCUCUUCUCCGGCUGGCAGGAAUCCGGGUUAUACGGACCCGGGACGACCACACAUCACCCGACCCAAGCGUAAGAUUCAGACUCACCGAAAGUCCCGUCAAGGUUGUCGCAAUUGUAAAUUGAGAAAGGUCAAGUGUGACGAGACCAGGCCCAAAUGUGACAAAUGCGACCGGUACGGUAUCCUAUGCAACUACGAUUUACGAAAUGACGACCUUCAACUAUCCAAGUCGGGUGCUUCGGCGGCGAUUGACCUCACCCUCCUCGACCUGUCCCCAGCAUCGACUUCCAGCGCCGAGGCUCAUCAUCUGGCCAUCGGUGGCGAUAAGAGCGAUGCGUCGUCGCAGUCUUCAAAAAAGUCGAAGACCGAAUGCUACCGCCCCACCUUUGAUGACCUGGAAACUCUCGGUCGCUUCUUCUCGAGGACAAUCCAUACUCUGGGAGCGCGUGAAUUUGCACCGCUAUACUAUGAUGUUUAUACCAGAUUGACAGAAUCGACUCCGUUCUUGUUUCACAUCGUCCUCGCCGUGACCAUGGUCCACGAUUCGAUCCUCAAACAACCAUCGUCACCUUCCGACUUCCAAGCCAUCGCUCGACACUGGUCACUGGGUGCUUCAUUGUUGAACCGAGCCAUAUCCCAACCGAUCUCACAAUUGACCUCCUCGACACGAGAUGCCAUGUGGGCGUGCGCGGGAUUGCUGGGAUGCCUGGCUUUCAGCGUGGUCGACGCGGAGUCGGUGGAAGAGUCGUGGCCCUUGAAACCACCCGAUCCAAGUGACCUGGGUUGGCUCGGGUUUUGCGAGGGAAAGACUGUCAUCUUCAAGGUCUCUGACCCGUUACGAGAAGACAGCCUGUUUGCUCCGAUGAGAGGGGAAAUGGCUCAGUUCAUGAGUUUCGAGACAGACUUGUCGUUUCCGGAGUUACAGAAGGCCUUACCAGUCCAGCUCCUUGAUGUUUGCGAUCUGAACCGAAACCGGGACUCAACCUCGACGGCAUCUUCGAAUCCUUGCCUCGCUUCUGCGUCGUUGAUGGCGCGAUUAAUGCCCCUCGAGUGCACGCAGGAGAACUAUAUCCUCUUCCUGGCAUUCUUUAGGACGAUGGAGGCGGGUUUCAAGCAAUUGCUCGUCGAGAGACACCCCGGGGCUCUGGUGCUGUUGCUGUUUUGGUAUUCAAAGGUCCUUCCCUUUGACGCAUGGUGGCUGCGGAAGAGGGCGAGGCUGGAGUUCGGUUCCAUAUGCACGUACCUGACUCGAGUUCAUGGAGACGACGAAAGGGUGACGACCCUGGUGCGUCAAGUCAAAGAGAAGAAUCGCGGCAUAGAGGGUGGGUGAUUGAGCGAUCAAGCACUGUCAUGCCGGAUGUUGGCGAUUUCAAACCAAACACCAAACCUUGCGUACUAUCCAGGAAGGGAACGCACGCUUUUAUGGGCCGCAGAUCGAGAGUGAUGAGUCUACCAUGGGUUCGGAAUCUUAGUGAUUUGGAGACUCAUGUUGGAAUUGUUUUCCAAAACGCCGGAGCACUCUCACCGGCAGAACCUCCUCAUUCUUCCUCGUCGAUCAGGCAGUACGCCACAAGAGGAUUCCCUAUAGCAGCUCGGUACACGACAAGACAUAUUGACCGACUACAAAAUCAAAACCAAACCACUCGCUUCUCACCUGUGAAGCUGAUGGAAGGGGGCAAGCACUGAGCCGGCGAACUCCUUCGAUAUCUCUUUUUUGGUUGUGACAAUGUCAAGCUACCCGGCCUCGCUGGUACAAAUGGGUGUUUGUUAUUAUUGGCGCGAUCGGCCCUCCCUUUUUUUGUAGAGGCAUGAACAAACACCGCAUCACGGUGGUAACGAGAAUAAACUAAACAUUGGAAGCUGG
Molecule: messenger RNA, 1953 nt
Organism: Exophiala oligosperma
Lineage: Eukaryota; Fungi; Ascomycota; Eurotiomycetes; Chaetothyriales; Herpotrichiellaceae
Exons: 2
Coding region: 58-1419 (453 amino acids)
Biological process (GO): regulation of transcription by RNA polymerase II
Molecular function (GO): zinc ion binding; DNA-binding transcription activator activity, RNA polymerase II-specific
Source: RefSeq, a predicted model, not a curated record